AUGGCAAAGAUCAAGUCCAUCGAAUACUUCCGAGUUAAGCCUCGCUGGCUGUUUGUCAAGAUCACCGACGAAGAAGGACGAUUUGGAUGGGGAGAAGGGACAUUAGAAGGUCAUUCACUGGCAGUCGAGGGGGCUUUGGACGAGAUAAUCACCCGAAUAAUUGGAUAUGAGGCAGAUGAUAUCGAGCAUGUUUGGCAGACAAUCUGGCGACUCGGAUUCUACCGCGGUGGUCCGGUCUUCAUGUCGGCCCUUUCAGGGAUCGAUAUCGCUUUGUGGGAUCUGAAGGGCCGGAAGUUGAAUGUCCCGGUGCAUCAGUUAUUGGGCGGAAAGGUGCGACAGAAGGUCCAGGUCUACGCCUGGAUCGGAGGCGACCGACCGAGCGACGUGGAAGCUGCAGCUAAGGCUCGUAUAGCCCAAGGGCUCAAAUGCAUCAAAAUGAACGCGACCGAGGAUGUGAACUGGCUUGACUCGCCUGCCGUUCUACAGUCAUGCGUUGAACGGUUAAAACAAGUGAAAGCCCUGGGUCUUGACGCCGGGUUGGAUUUCCACGGUCGCCUGCACCGACCGAUGGCCAAGCAGCUAGCCAAGGCACUGGAGCCGUACCAGCCUCUGUUCAUCGAGGAACCCUUGCUGUGCGAGCAUCCCGAGGCAAUCAAGCAGCUUUCCGAGCAAACCAGCAUUCCCAUCGCCCUUGGAGAGCGGUUAUACAGCCGCUGGGACAUUAAAAGAUUCUUGGAGGAUUCAUCAGUGGAUGUUCUGCAACCCGACAUCGCACACGCAGGGGGAAUUUCAGAGACAAUGCGGAUCGCGAACAUGGCCGAGACCUAUGAUGUUGCCAUUGCUCCACACUGCCCUCUUGGUCCCAUUGCUCUGGCAGCUUCUCUUCAGGUCGCUGUGUCCAUCCCCAACUUUGUCAUUCAGGAGAUGUCACUUGGCAUGCAUUAUAAUGUAGAAGCCGGAGACAUCGACCUCAACAGCUAUUUGAUCGACAAGUCAAUCUUUGACAUUAAAGAAGGCUAUGUGGAUGCCCCCUGCAAGCCAGGUCUGGGAAUUGAUAUCGAUGAGGACCUAGUGCGGCAGAUCAGCAAAGACACAGAGCCCUGGCAGCCGAAGGAGUUCUUCGGACCGGAUGGUUCGAUUCGUGAGUGGUAG
This is a messenger RNA of Penicillium salamii, 1152 nucleotides long. NCBI's taxonomy places the organism in Eukaryota, Fungi, Ascomycota, Eurotiomycetes, Eurotiales, Aspergillaceae. The record is from the annotation of a GenBank genome assembly.